UUGAGCUCCAUAGAGACAGCGCCGGGCCAGGCAGAGCCGGACGGCACUGGGCGGACUCUGUGCCUCGCGGACGGAAAAAAAUAACUAAACAUGGGCAAAGGAGAUCCUAAGAAGCCGAGAGGCAAAAUGUCAUCUUAUGCAUUUUUUGUGCAAACCUGCCGAGAGGAGCACAAGAAGAAGCAUCCAGAUGCUUCAGUCAACUUCUCAGAAUUUUCCAAGAAGUGCUCAGAGCGGUGGAAGACCAUGUCUGCUAAAGAGAAAGGAAAAUUUGAAGACAUGGCAAAGGCGGACAAGGCCCGUUAUGAAAGAGAAAUGAAAACCUAUAUCCCGCCUAAAGGGGAGACAAAAAAGAAGUUUAAGGAUCCCAAUGCACCCAAGAGGCCUCCUUCGGCCUUCUUCUUGUUUUGUUCGGAGUAUCGCCCCAAAAUCAAAGGCGAGCAUCCUGGCCUAUCCAUUGGUGAUGUUGCAAAGAAACUGGGAGAAAUGUGGAAUAACACCGCUGCCGAUGACAAGCAGCCUUAUGAGAAGAAGGCUGCUAAGUUGAAGAAGAAGUACGAAAAGGAUAUCGCUACCUACCGGGCUAAAGGAAAGCCCGAAGCAGCCAAAAAGGGAGUCGUCAAGGCUGAGAAAAGUAAGAAAAAGAAGGAAGAGGAGGAAGAUGAAGAAGAGGAAGAAGACGAAGAGGAUGAAGAUGAAGAAGAUGAUGAUGAUGAUGAUGAAUAAGUUGGUUCUAGCGCAGUUUUU
Chrysochloris asiatica (Cape golden mole) is the source of this 744-nucleotide messenger RNA. Its product is annotated as high mobility group protein B1-like. Gene Ontology annotation, cellular component: nucleus. The transcript has a single exon. NCBI's taxonomy places the organism in Eukaryota, Metazoa, Chordata, Mammalia, Afrosoricida, Chrysochloridae. Gene Ontology annotation, molecular function: DNA binding, bending. The coding region runs from base 91 to 723 and encodes 210 amino acids. The record is from RefSeq and is a predicted model, not a curated record. Gene Ontology annotation, biological process: regulation of transcription by RNA polymerase II.